This is a messenger RNA of Polypterus senegalus (gray bichir), 2464 nucleotides long. RefSeq lists its product as uncharacterized. The transcript is spliced from 2 exons. Gene Ontology annotation, cellular component: cytosol. NCBI's taxonomy places the organism in Eukaryota, Metazoa, Chordata, Cladistia, Polypteriformes, Polypteridae. Bases 180 to 1130 code for a protein of 316 amino acids. Gene Ontology annotation, molecular function: mRNA binding. The record is from RefSeq and is a predicted model, not a curated record.
ACCUCUACCAACAAAGGACGUAAUCUAGGCCAUUUUGAAUCUGACGCUGCUUGGAGCGCAAGGGAAGCGUGCCGGCUGUAUAUUUAGAACGGUUGCGGGCAGACUUGGUUCUUUGCACUCCAUUCACAAAUCUGUGAAUUGGAAUCUGCAGUUUGAGGGUUUGUGAAUCAUCUAUCAAAAUGGUCAAAAUAUUCAUUGGCAACGUGAACAGUUCCACGACAGAGGCAGAAUUACGCACUCUAUUUGAGCAGUAUGGAGAAGUGACUGAUUGCGAUAUUCUGAAAAAUUAUGGCUUUGUACACAUGGAAAAGGAAGAUGAUGCCAAACGAGCCAUUAAUAGUCUGCACAAAUAUGAGCUAAAUGGCUCUCGCAUAACAGUAGAAUUUGCAACCACAAAGAUGCGAAAUGCCACAAAGAUCUAUGUAGGCAAGGUCCCUGCAACUGCUACAACAGGCAAGAUUAAAGAGCUUUUUCAGAAAUACGGAAAGGUGGUGGAGUGUGAUAUUGUGAAGAAUUAUGCCUUUGUCCACAUGCAACGUGAAAAUGAAGCUAUGGAGGCUAUCUCUGAACUGAAUAACACAGAGCUUGAUGGGCAGAAGAUAUUUGUUUCGCUAUCGAGAAGCAAUCCAGUGAAGGAUGGAAGAGGAGAUUUUGGUCCACAUCAACCUCCAUACCCUCCUCCACAUCACCCUCCUCACCAUCCACCUUACUUGCCCCCACCACCCCCAGGAGAAUAUCACCCACGAGGACGUCUACCACCUCCUCCCCCUCCCAUGCCCCCACCUCCACCUAGGAGUUAUUAUGAACGUGAUGUGUAUGAGAGAGGAGCUAGAUACGAUUCUUACUCUUCCAGGUAUUAUGGUGUCAGGGAUCCUUAUGAAAGACGUCUUCCUCCACCUCCUCCACCACCCCCAUCGUCCUCUUACUACAGGGAUCGCAGUCCUCUGGGAAGCAGGAGAACUCUGCUCCCUCCACCCCCGCCUCCGCCACCACCACCGUCUUCCUCUGCCACCUACAACCGCAACCGAGAGUUCGGUGGCCUACUUCCUUCUCGCUACUCCCUGGGCUCAGGGUUUGACAAGGAUGAUUACUUUGAGAGGUACAGCAAUGGGUUCAGCAGAGGCUAUUAAGCAACUCAAAAUUUGACUUCAGCUGAGUAGUUUAGAAAAGUCAGAUUUGCUCCACUUUAAGAGGGAGUCAACAGUUAUUGAUACGUUCAAUCUAGCUUAAAUUCAGGCAUUCUGUCAGAGUGGAGGUGUUUAAUAUUUUUGUGUAUGAUGUAGUUUGGUAAUCCAUUCUGUGUUAAGUUUAAAGUCUUUGAAUAUAAUUUUAACUGUACAGUUCAAUUUUUACUUUAAAUACAGGAUGGCAAACUCUUAAGGGUCCAGUUCUAAUAGUCCUCACCAGUUUAAUUUUAGUUUUGUAAGCUGUGGCCAUCUGUUAAACUAAGCAUUCUUCUCCUUUUUCCCAUUAUAUACUUUGGGAUAAGAGGUUAUAGCCGAUAGAUGAAACUUUUAGGGUAUAUUACAAUUACUGUCCUUUUUCUGGAUAAGUUUAGGUAAAAGCUGGCUUCCUUUGUGGUGUUUAAUAGCCUCUCUCCAUUGGUGAACAAACUCUGCUUUGAAGUAAUUUUGAGGUGGAAGUUUCUGAUGGGACGUCAUAAUUGUCCCCAUGCAAUUUUGAGUGCCAUUUCUGAACAUUCUUACAGCCUCGAAGACUCCCCACGCCACAAGAGACUGGGUUUCGGAUUACAUUUGCCAUUAAACUCCGCUUGCCUCCGAAUUGUGUUUUUUAAAAAAUAAAAAUAAAAAAAAAUCGGAUACGGCAAUCCGUGGUUCUGCGGACACGACUGCUUUUUCUAUAUAUGCACAAACAGCCAAGUUGGCAUUGUCCUAAUGUCAAGUCGUCCGAUCUUUUAUAGCCCGGAUGUUUAGAAAGCACCAGCAUGUUACUUGUGUUUAAGUGGUGUGGGUUGGAUGGGAUUUAUAGUAUUGGAAACCGUGUAUUUUUUUUUUUUUUUUUUAAUUUUGUUUCACUUGAUUCGUUGGGUUUUCUUUUUUUUCCAUUUGUUUAUGCAAAUCGCCACAGCUGUUUUCUUCCGUACAUCUGAUAUCUUCAGUCUAAAGUGUGGGGUGGGUGACCUUGUACAAAUUCUAUGUAACUGUUAUGAAAUUGCUUGUAAAAAUUUGUAGUGCGAGCAAUAUUGCUGUUUGUGCUUUUUGAACGGACCGCUUUAGACUGCUUUGUUACGAUGAUAGUUGAACGAUGUCGUUUGUUUUAUUUGACACCUUUGGUAUGUCCUUCAACCGCUGUUUAAUCUCUCCGAUUCAAAGACGAUCUUGUAACAUUUAGUCAUACCACAUAUUAAUCUUUUUAUUAUUUUUAUUUUUGACGAUUUUUUUCGAUUAGUUGAGUAAAUGCUCGAUGUUGUGUCAGUAAUAAAAAACAAAAUUACUGUCUCUGA